UCAUGCUGCACGUGUAUUUUUAUGUUGUUGAGGGUAAAACUGAGGCUAAACUAGCAUUAGCCGGCGAGCAAUGUCUACUGGUCAGUGGCCUUCCGAGGCCCAGACAUACCUGCACCCUUCUUCUUGCUUAUCGCUUAAUCUCCGGGAGUCGGACUGUAGAAAUACCUUGGCAAGGCUUGCACGUCCACUACUCGGAUCACCAAGUGGUCACCACGUUCUCUUGCGGAUCUAUUACCUUUAGCGAACUUGUGUUUAUACUAGGUCAGUGCAAUCGCAGCGUACCUAUCGCUCAUCGCAGCAAGUUGCCACCCUGUUCUAACUCCUGGAGUACUUAACCUCUUGCAAUGACACAGGGUGUUGUGACUAUUAUCAACAAGUCCGACCGUUUCAAUGGCGUUCAUCAUUGUUGCAUGCACCCUUAUUAUCUUGGCCAGCGUCUGGAUCGCGAAGCAACGAUAUCAGGCCGCAAGGCGGUUAUCAUUACCGCCCGGACCACCUGGACGUUGGCUUUUCGGAAAUACGAUGCCAGAGUCAAAUGCGCCGUUUCAAUUCGCGAGGUGGACAGAACAAUACGGACCCGUGUUCUCGCUCAAACAAGGCCAUAGGAUUUUCGUGAUUAUAGGACGUCAUCAGGCUGCAGUAGAUAUCAUGGAAAAAGAGGGAGCAAAUCUCGCAGACCGCCCACGUUCUAUUGCAGUGCAAGAGACAUUAUGUGGCGGAAUGAGAGUGGUCGUUGAAGGCAGUGGCGAGAGAUUACGCCGGCUACGCAGGGUCCUGCAUGCAGGCUUGCAACCCAAAGUUGCGGAGACCUACGAGCCCAUCCAGACCAGGAAUGCGAAGAAUCUGAUUCUAGAUAUCUUGAAUGAUCCAAAGAAUCACCAAAGUCAUGUCAUGCGUUUUGCAGCUUCCGUGGUCAUGUCCUUCACCUACGGAAAAACUACUCCGACUUCAUACACAGACCCUGAAGUUGUUGCCGUCUGUAAGUCUUCUGCGCGUUUUGGUCGAGCGAUGAAGCCGGGAGCAUACCUUGUGGAUACAUAUCCAAUCCUGCGUUUCGUCCCAGGCUACUUGAGCCAGCUCAAGGCAUGGCACCAAGAUGAACUUGCUCUCUUUAACGGGCAGUUAGACGUGGUGCGAAAACAAAUGCGUGAGGGGACUGCAAGACCAUGCUUUGCGAGAUUCAUUUUAGAGCAACAGAAACAGUACCAGCUCGAAGGCAAGGAACUGGGAUACGUUGCAGGAGGAAUGUUUGCGGCCGGUUCUGAUACGAGCGCCUCUGCAAUCACAGUCAUGAUGAUGGCUGCUACCAUUCACACGGACGCACAGGCUCGCGUACAAGAGGAACUUGAUAGCGUCGUGGGACGUACGCGGCUGCCGACAUUUGAUGAUCAGGAAAUGCUGCCGCAGGUUACCGCGUUCAUGCUCGAGAGCAUGAGGUGGAGACCUGUCAGCCUUGGAGGCUUUGCGCAUCGCGCGACCAAGGACAUAAUUUGGAAUAACUACCUCAUUCCUGCAGGUGCGACUGUUAUUGGCAAUCAUUGGGCUAUCGCAAACGAUCCUGAGGUCUUCCCAGAACCGCAGAAGUUCAAUCCUCAGCGUUGGAUUGACAAUGCAGGUCGCGUGCGCGAUGAUCUCCGGUUUUUCACUUUUGGCUUUGGUCGCCGUGUUUGUCCCGGUCAACAUGUCGCACAUCGGUCUACCUUCAUCAAUACAGCUCUUAUUCUUUGGGCUUUCCGUCUUUCUGAGAAUCCUGCAGCAAAGAUUGACACGCUUGCUUUCUCGGACACCGCGAUUAUACAUGCUGCAUCGUUUGAGAUAUGUUUUGAGAAGAGGAUCGAUGAGAAUCUGAUCAGGGAACUGUGUGCACCUGGGGAGUAAAGGAUGAAGGGUACUGAAACUUGACUCUGGGAAACGCCAGUCGGAUACCAGAAAUGUUGAUGAGUAGAGACACUUGUAUUGCACAGAUUGUGGAACAUUGUACAUACCUUGGGGGAAGGAAGGAAUUGACCAGUCAAGGAAUCGAGGACUGGCGGCUCGAUGCCGCUUUGUUGCAUUA
Suillus subalutaceus is the source of this 2056-nucleotide messenger RNA. RefSeq names its product cytochrome P450. Lineage: Eukaryota; Fungi; Basidiomycota; Agaricomycetes; Boletales; Suillaceae. The transcript is spliced from 12 exons. Bases 391 to 1878 code for a protein of 495 amino acids. Gene Ontology annotation, molecular function: heme binding; monooxygenase activity; oxidoreductase activity, acting on paired donors, with incorporation or reduction of molecular oxygen. The record is from RefSeq and is a predicted model, not a curated record.